AACCUGAACAAACAUACGUGUAAUCUCCCACCUCUAAGUUUUUGCUAACAUGCAUAUAUAAGAAGGGGUUACAACGCAGAUAAGGAUUAAUGUUCUACGAAAACUCUGUAAUUUGCAGUCGAGAAAUUUACCGAGUCACUUAAAAAUCGUUCAGAGGUUUUGCGGAGGAUUCCAUUCAUAACAUUAACACAAAAGGACUUUUUGCAAGUCUACCUUUCAAGUACAAAGUUGCCCUCAGGCGCCCGAUUUUGCAUGAUUCAUCGUAUCGCGAUUAAUAGAUUUAUUUAUUACAAAAUUUUACGAUAAACAGGGGAUUUCCUCUUCAACCCAACGACAGCUGAAACUACUGUUGUAAAAGACACUGUUCAUCUACGCCACAGUCAUAUCCACUUGAAUGUGAAUCGCUGGAUGAGCUCAACUUGAAUCUCACUGAGAAGAUUUUAGUGAAAAAGUACACUCACCAGACAUUCGUUUCAUUUCGGUGCUUCAACGAGAUGAGCAAGAUCAUCGCGGGAAGACAGUUUGAUGGUUGAAAAUCAUCUGUCGAAAUAGAACGAAAACUACUACUUCGUAACAGACCUAAACAGGAGUAGAUUCAAUUUUAAUCUUCCUAUUCUAUUUACUCUUGACCAACUUUAAUUGAAAAUAGUGAAGAAAAUGAAAGAAAUUACCAAGGAUCGAGAUGAAUUCGUGGGAUUUCCCCUUCGAGUUUCGAAAGAUUAACUUCUUAUUGGGGAACUUUCUGUUAAGAUUGUGUAAAUCGACUAAACGUGGACAAACAAGGUCAAACGACGGAGCUUCAACAAAGCAACAGACUAAAAAAUAAAGUCGUACUUGUGCUUAGGCGUCGAAAAACUAGGCAAGACAUUUGACUGAAGUUUCUGCUGUAUUGUUGGUAACAAGAGUAAGUGAUUUAAGAAGAAAGAUCCUAAUAUCACUACACAAUUGACUACAGAAUGUAGUGUUUUGCAACUUUGCUCGUAUGUACGUUGAACCAUUGAUAAAAGAACAUCUCUGAAACAGAAACUGGGGAUAUCAAGAGAAAACUUAAUCGCAACUUUCUUCCGAAUUCGAAGAUGAGUGAGUUUAGAUUGGAAUUACGACAAACACCGAAUGAAACGCUGGCAACUGAACCCGUGUCUAGUUGUCCGUUUGUUCAAAGCAAUCUUCUUUAUCUGGAUUAUCUCCGUGAAGUUUAUAUCGUUAACUGUAUUUUAAAUGCUAUAUUCUCUCUUGUGGCAGUGUUUUUUAAUGGUGUAAUAUUUGUCUCCAUACGAAGGACCCCAUCUCUACACGAUCCAUCUCAUUUAUUAAUCUCUAUAUUGGCAUGUACUGAUUUAGGUGUUGGUUUGAUUGAACAACCAAUAUAUGUACUCAACAAAGCCGCAGAGCUGAACCGUCUUGGAAAAAUAUCUUGUGUGACAGGUGCAAUGACAAACAUGCUUGCAGGAUUAUUAGCUGGGAUGUCUUUCCUAACAAUGACCUUCAUUAGUAUAGACCGUUUCCUUGCGUUACAUUUGCACUUGCGUUACAAGGCGAUAGUCACGAAAUCCUUGGUUUUGAAAGCGACUUUCGUUUCUUUUAUUUCAUUUUCUCUGUGUGUUUCGUUCUACCCCUGGCUGCCAAGUGUUCCAGUUUAUGGCGGGAUCACUAUCAUUAUUAUAUGUCUAAUGGUUUCAACGAUAUUGUACUGCAGAAUCUAUAAAAUUGUGAGAAAGCACCAUUUGCAAAUACGAAACAGUGCCCCAAAACAACAACGACAUGAAAGCGAGAGAAUCGUUUUGAAAAAGUACUGGAAAUCCGUAGUAGGAUUUGUUGUUGUGCAUCUCGUUAUGGUCUUAUGUUACCUGCCUUAUGCGAUAGCCCUUGGCAUGAGAGCAGUAUCAGGCAUCACUAAGGAAUAUAAAUUAAUAUUGAAUGUCACUACCACAAUCAUCUAUUUAAACUCCUCCAUGAAUCCACUCGUUUUUUGUUGGAGGAUCAGAGAAGUAAGGAAUGCUGUGGUCAAGACAUUGAAACAGCUAUUUAGGAAACAGUCUGAGAGUAGCCAGACUUCGCGGGUCCAAGUGAACGGAACUUCUAACCAUGCAUACGUAAUAUCUAUGCCACUGAACUAAUAAUGAUACGUUUAAUUAUGCUUUAAAAGGGAAAGGAAAGGAAAGGAAAGGAAAAGGAAAGGAAAGGAAA
Messenger RNA from Actinia tenebrosa (Australian red waratah sea anemone), 2187 nucleotides. RefSeq names its product trace amine-associated receptor 7h. Gene Ontology annotation, molecular function: G protein-coupled receptor activity. Gene Ontology annotation, cellular component: membrane. Gene Ontology annotation, biological process: G protein-coupled receptor signaling pathway. The record is from RefSeq and is a predicted model, not a curated record. Lineage: Eukaryota; Metazoa; Cnidaria; Anthozoa; Actiniaria; Actiniidae.